Messenger RNA from Magnusiomyces paraingens, 801 nucleotides. RefSeq lists its product as uncharacterized. Lineage: Eukaryota; Fungi; Ascomycota; Dipodascomycetes; Dipodascales; Dipodascaceae. The coding region runs from base 1 to 801 and encodes 266 amino acids. The transcript is spliced from 2 exons. The record is from RefSeq and is a predicted model, not a curated record.
AUGGUUGUCGAAUUUUUAUAUGCAAAUAUUACUGGAAUUAUAGUGGCCCUUGUGUGUAUUCUUCUGGGCAUUGCUUUGACUGUCUAUAGAACAGGCAAUAACCUCCCAGGUGGUCGCAAACGCAACUCACAACCUACAAUUAUAAUUGCGGGGCCCCCAUCAGGAGGUAAAACAUCGCUCUACACUCUGCUCACUACUGGCAAGGUUGAAGAUACUGUUACUACUCAGAUACCCAAUGUGUACAAUUCCUUUAGUAUUCCCUUUGAUUCGGAAACAGACGCCUCUCGCAUUACCCUAAUUGAUCUCCCUGGUCACCCCAAGCUGAUACACCAUUUGGACGAGGCAUUAUUGGUUAAUUCCAAUAUUAAGGGCAUUUUGUUUGUGUUAGAUGGUGCUAGCGGAACUCGUGGCAUUGAACAAGCUGCACAGUAUUUGUUCAAGGUUCUUUCCCGGACAGAGUAUCGAAUGGGUGGAAUUGACAUGAUGAUUGCAUGCAAUAAGGCUGAUUUAUUUAGUAUGGUUCCUGCAGCCAAGCUGCGCAAGAUUCUUGAGCAGGAGCUGACAUUUAUUCGUGAUGCACGGGCUCAAGGAUUGGGUACUGUUAAGAAUGAGGAUACCCUUGGCGGAAGAGCAGCUAGAGAUAACCCAGAAGAUGACGAUGCAGAAGGAAGCUGGUUGGGUCAAGGAGAACCGAUUGAUUUCAGCAAGCUUGAUGGAGAAAUUGCCAUUGCAGAUGGUAGUGUUAAAACUAAGAGUGUGGAAUCAUGGAAGCGAUGGAUUGAGGGUGUUGGUGUUAAUUAA